Molecule: messenger RNA, 4186 nt
Organism: Ictalurus punctatus (channel catfish)
Lineage: Eukaryota; Metazoa; Chordata; Actinopteri; Siluriformes; Ictaluridae
Product: cytolytic toxin-alpha
Exons: 13
Coding region: 338-3364 (1008 amino acids)
Molecular function (GO): carbohydrate binding; protein binding
Source: RefSeq, a predicted model, not a curated record
GGUGAUUAUUCAGGUUUGUUUUGCAGCCACAGGACCUAGGAAACUAGCAGUCAUUGACACAAUGAUGAACUCCACUUUAUAUAAGAAUAUUCUUGAGACAAGAUGGCCUCACAUUCGUCUCAAGAAUAUUCUCAUAUUGGUGUUGGAGAGUGUACGUCAGCAUAUUUCUCCACCCAUCUCAACAUCUGUUCUUAAAUAUGGUCUCCUUCCUGCUACAUCUCUAUUGGUUCCAUUAACUCAGGACUGAUCAGAAGCUUGAGAAAGCAUUUCAGGCAGAAGAAGCAGAAGAAGAAGAAUCAAGUUUGUCAAUUUCUGUCCAUCAUCUUCCUCAAAAUUCAUGGAUUCCAGAUACAUGGAAAUAGCUGCCCUGGGAAGACCUCUGUAUCCCGGCAUGCUGUACGAUUGCCGCAAGGACACCUUUAUUCCAGGUGUUACUUUAUGGGAUAAGAAAGCAUUGCGCGAUGACCUUGAUGUACAUCAGCAGCCUAAAACACAUCUGAAGUUUGCUGCCUCAGACACCCUCAGUGAUAAGGCCAACCUCCUAGAUAUAAGUGCUUCCCUUAAAGCCAGUUUCCUCAGUGGUUUGGUGGAAGUUGGCGGAUCGGCCAAGUACCUGCGUGAUAGCAAAUCCUCAGCACGUCAGUGCAGAGUUACUAUGCACUACAGCCAGACCACAAAAUUUGAACAACUCACUAUGAAGGAGCUUGGCAAUAUCACCUAUCCAGAAGUAUUUGACCAGAAAACAGCCACCCAUGUAGUUACAGCUGUACUGUAUGGAGCUCAGGCUUUCAUGGUGUUUGAUCAUAUAACUGAUGAAAAUGAGAACAAACAGGCUGUUGAAGGAAACCUUCAUGCAGUGGUCAAGAAGAUCCCUACCAUUUCCAUUGAGGGGGAAGCAUCCCUAAAGAUGAAUGAAGAGGAAAAACAACUGUCUGAGAAUAUCAGUGUCACAUUUUAUGGUGACUUUGAGCUUGAAGAAAACCCCACCACAUACAAGGAAUCCCUGGAAGUGUACAAGAAGUUGCCCAUGCUGAUGAAGCAACGACAAAAUAAAGGUGUGCCACUGAAUGUGUGGCUGUAUCCUCUCACACUUUUGGAUGAUAAGGCUGCAAAGUUGGUGAGAGAAAUCAACGUGAUGCUGGUGGACAAAACAGAACAUUUGCUGGAGGAGCUCGGUGAAGAGGAGAGGAGAUGCAAUGAUUUGAUCAAAAACCAAAUGGCAAAUGAUUUCCCUGAUCUAAAAGACAGAUUGUUAAGGUUUCAGACAUUACAAAAGAACUAUACAAGAUCAUUCCAGAAAGCACUCUCCAGACUUUUGCCAGCUAUUCGAGGUGGGACACAAGAGGACAAGGCAUUGGGGGACAUCCUGAAAAUCCAUUACACAUCACCCUUCACUGCUAGCAACAUGAACAAAUGGUUAGAUGAUGUUACAACUGAAGUAAAUAUUCUGAGUUCCUAUACCAGUCGGCUGAAGGACCUCACAGUUGUGAAAUCAUCUUGCUCACUCAGUUCCACCCUCUUGGAUCAUGAUGUUGAUGUGGCGAUAUGUUUGUCUUUUACAUCUCUCAAGUUUGAAGACUCCUACCUUGUGGCUAUACAAGACUUUGAGAACCUUGAAAGAUUUACAACGUUGGAUCAAACAAGUAAGAGUGAUUUCUCUCUCCAAGCCACACAGCCUUGGUUCACUUCUCCUGACGUUUCUGCGAGCAUGAGGCAGAAUAUUUCUCUCUUUACAAGUUUUUCAAAGGCCAAUAAAAAUGAGAAGAGAAUCAAGUUCAUGAUUGCCUCCAUAUGUGACCCCAGCAAUCCAGGAACCUCCAUCCAACUUUACAAGAAAGGCGCUCUGACAGAUCCUAGGUUCCAGCCUGUAUCCAAACCGGCUCCACCUGUGGUGCAGGCCAGUGAUGAGAAAGUCCUCCUAAAGCUUUCAAAAUCCCCAACUGGAGAGACGGUACGGUUCCGAGUUGAAUACAAGAGGAUACCGCCAACUGAUUCAGAAGAUGACAUUGAUGAAUGGACAGUCACAGACACUUCAGAUGCACAGACCAGCUUCACACUGACUGGACUAAAGCCAGCAGACCAAUACCUGGUCCGAUACAGAGCAGUUAGUGAUGUGGGAGUGAGUGAAGCCAGCGACUCUGUCCCUUUCACCUUUUCUGAGAAGCCUGAUGUAGGAGUGAUUGAAGCCAGACACUCUGUCCCUUUGACCUUUUCUGAGAAGCCUAAUGUAGGAAUGUGUGAAGCGACCGACUCUGUCCCCUUCUCCAUUGAUCCGAAACUCAGUAUUAAAGUGGGCCAGUCAUGGAACCUCUUCACAUCUUCCCUCCUUAAUGAACUAAGGACUAAAAUAAUGACCAGCAUGGGCAUGUCACGAUGGUCUCUCUCUACUAUCAAGUCAGAGGUUACAAAUGUUGUCAACAGUCCUAGCAUUCCCCACAUUGACAAAAUUCCUGGAGGGCUGACAGCAGGAAUGGCUUUGUACUUCCAAGGGGUUGUAAUAGGAAAAACGUUUUCAUUUAAUAUUGUAAACGGGCUGAGGGUUGAUGACGACAUCGCUUUUCACUUCAACCCUCGCAUCAGUGAAAUGGUGGUCCAAAACAGCCGCAGGAAUGGCAGGUGGGAGAAUGAAGAACACAUUUCAGGGUGCCCCAUUCCUACAGGAUCAGCCUUUGAUGUCUUUAUUGUGACCAAAUCGGAAGGGUAUGAGGUAUAUGUAAAUGGUCAGAGGUAUUGCCUGUUCAAACAUCGCAUGGAUUUGGGGAACGUGGUUUCACUUUACAUUGCUGACGACGUCAUGAUGAACAUUGUUGGUAUUGUUGGAAAUUGGAACACAUCUACUUUUGGUAAGGAACUAAACUCUGGCACCUCACGCACAAAGCUUUCUGAUAUCCAGUCUGAUGUGCCACAUCCAGUCUGCAACCCUAGCAAACCAUAUUUGGGAUCAAUCCCUGGAGGCUUGAGACCUGGUGUGGCUUUGUUCUUCCAAGGGGUUGUUACUUCAGAUAGUGAACGCUUUGAAAUAAAUUUGCAGACCAAGGAGAAGUACAUUGCUCUCCACUUCAACCCUCGUUUGGACUCUAACUCUGUGGUCCGUAACAGCCACAGGAAUGGGAGUUGGGAGAGGGAAGAAGUGACACCAGGAGGCCCUUUUGUCAAAGGAGGAGCCUUUGAUAUCAUCAUGGUUGUUAAACCAAAAGGAUAUGAGGUGAUGGUGAAUGGCCUGGAAUACUGCACGUUCAAUCACCGUAUACCAGUGGACAAAGUGACUACACUUGGCGUUAGGGGAGACGUCUUCAUGAACACCGUCAGCAUUAUUGAAGUGAAAGAUGUUAAUCUGAAAGUCACUAUUCCUGCCAAUAUUUGAGGAUUUGCAUCUUCAUCAAAGGCACAGAAAAUUUAAGAGGGUUUUGUUGUUGUUAUUGUUGUUGUUUUAUAUAUUCUGCUCAAGUGUAUCAGAAUUCAGAAUUCAGCAGUUCGUGGACAUGAUUUGUUUUUUUAUUAAUCAGUCAUUUUUUUUGCUUGUGCAUUCUUAUGAGAUUUUUGUUGCUUAUUAUUGAUAGAAGUGAAUGCUAUAUAUUUUUUACUGCAGUUGUAUUGUACCUUAAUACAGUAAAUGAUAUUGUUAAUUUGCAUUAUUUUAUAUAUAGACACAGAUGAAGCAGAAAUUAGAGCAGGUCAUGAUUGAAAUAAAUAAAUGUAGGUAUUCUGUUUCAGUGGAUGAGCUGUGUACUCCAUCAAAAGACAUAUCCUUUUUACUUGAUGAACCCAUUUUCCAAUAACAGAGGUUUUAGGUAAAAAUUCAGUGCAAUAGAGGUCUGGUAAUUAGCUAUUGUAACAAAACAAGUGUUCACUAGUUAACAUUUUCCUAUGAUUAUUUUUUUUCAAUCUGAUUAACACCAAAAACAAGGUUGAAGUUGACACAGUCUCUUAUUGAAGUUGUCAGUUCCACAUUAAAUACUGAUGCAAAUACAAUAUUGCACAGGUAAAGAGUACUCUUUGCUCAUUUUUAAAAACAUGAUCCAUGUGCAGUAUUGUAAAACAUAAAUGAAUUGGCUAAUUAUACCUCUUGCCCAAAUGUAUUUGCUGUUAUUACGAAUCGGGAAACUAUUUACUUCCUGAUUAAAUUAUUUGAACAAUGUACUGAUUAUAACCGUUGAAUAAAUAAUAAUAAAACUAAGCUUUGUCA